AUGGCGGACAGGACGAGCAAGUGGGACGCUGCUCCCGACGACGGCUCCAACGAGACCAGCGCAUCAGCAGCAGCAGCAGCUGCUGCUGCCGCGGCCAAGAUCGCUGCGCAAUUCUCCCAGAGACAGGCAGCUGGCGCCGCAUCGCCUCCGGGAGGCGUAGACAGAAGCGGCCACAAUGCGAGCUCUCCACCGCUAAAGGAUGGGGAAGGCAAGAGGAAGGAGGAUCACGAACCCGAAUUCACGCACGACAUUGAGAUCAACGAUCAGAGGAAUCGCUAUAUGCUGACCAAAGGACAGACUCAGACGCAGCUCUUCCAAGAGACGGGCGCGAGCGUGAGCACAAAGGGAACCUGGUAUCCGGACAAGAGUAUGGCCACGCCUCAGGAUCCUCCCCUCUACCUUCAUAUUGCUGCCACCUCGCAAGAAAUCCUGAACAAGGCCAUCGCUGCUGUGGAGGAGCUCAUCAAACAGGAACUACCUGACCUCAACCCCGACCCUCGUCGACACAGGCAAGAGAGGGAGGAGCGACCACCGCCUGAGAGAGUGAGUUUGUAAAACGUCCAAGGCAUUCGUCGCGCACUGCCCUGCCUUGCUGUGCGGCCAACCAUACCGGUGCCGUCCAGCAAGUGACCUGUGCAUGGGGCGGCACCGUACACACCUGGCGAUGUCGUGCCGUGGCAGUCAUUCUGCUGCACAUGUCAUCGCACACGUUCUGACUCAUCCGGCACGCGCGUCUGCUGUUCCCCACUUGCAGAGAAGAUGGCCUGAAGACAAGGUGUACAUCGACUUGGAGCCCUUGAGAAAUUUCAACGUACGGGCAAAGGUCGUUGGACCCGGCGGUCUCUUUGUCAAGUACAUUCAAGGGGAGACCGGUACGCGCGUGCAGAUCAAGGGUCAAGGCAGUGGCUUCAUCGAAUCCGAGUUGGGUAGGGAAGGCGAUGAGAAGAUGCACGUCAGCAUUGCGUGAGUCAGGCAACUUCGAGACUUGCUGGCUACUGCGACGCCACGCGUGAUUUCAUGGCUGAGUACCCAUUGUCUUGCACGCGUCACGCUGUUGACGGCAGAGGACCUGAUGAGGCACAGGUAAAGGCAGCGAAAGAACUGGCAGAAGAUUUGCUCGAUGCAGUCAAGAACGAGUAUGCGAAAGCGUACGCUGUGCUGCAACAGCAAGGCGUCUGGGUGCCUCCAUUUGCUGGAGCUGCGGGAGUGAGUGCACUCGCAUUACAAUGCACUUUGUGCACGCCUGCUGACGUCACCUCAUCGUGCCGACCCGCUCUUUCUGUUCAGCAACAACAACAGCAGCCUUAUGGCGCAUACCAGCAGCAAGGCCAAGCCGGCUGGUACGGAGCUCAGGGACAAAUGAGCGGAGGUCACGCUCAAGGUGGCAUGCCACCCCAGCCUGAUGAUCCGGCACCCCCGCCUCCACCCGAAGAUGCAGCCCCACCGCGUGAGUGAGAUAUCGAGAAGGCCCUCGAUCACGUCUUUGCCGCUGAGUGACCGAUUGAUGAUUCUGGCACCACAGCUCCUGGUGACGAUUACGCACCACCCCCUCCAGCUGAGCAGAAGCGCUUCGUUCCUGCCACAGCGGCCCCUGCACCAAUCAAGCAGAAGACAGCAGAAGAGCAAGCUCUGGAAAAGUAUUGGGCGGACUACAAAAAGUGGCAAGUGAGUACACGGAGCGGACUUGCGUAUGCAGUCCCCAAGGAAAGCAAUGUGGCGGCACAAGCACCAACUGCCAGCGCAAUCUGACCCUCCGCUGUGUCUGCCGCCAGGAGUCCUACGUCGCCUACCACGGACGAGUGCCGACCAAAGAUGAGGGUGGUCAAGACAUUCCGUCUGAAUUUCGUUGA
Molecule: messenger RNA, 1850 nt
Organism: Ceraceosorus bombacis
Lineage: Eukaryota; Fungi; Basidiomycota; Exobasidiomycetes; Ceraceosorales; Ceraceosoraceae
Source: the annotation of a GenBank genome assembly